Messenger RNA from Hydractinia symbiolongicarpus, 950 nucleotides. RefSeq lists its product as uncharacterized. Bases 55 to 534 code for a protein of 159 amino acids. NCBI's taxonomy places the organism in Eukaryota, Metazoa, Cnidaria, Hydrozoa, Anthoathecata, Hydractiniidae. Gene Ontology annotation, cellular component: nucleoplasm; nucleus; chromosome. Gene Ontology annotation, molecular function: ATP binding; four-way junction helicase activity; 3'-5' DNA helicase activity. The record is from RefSeq and is a predicted model, not a curated record. The transcript is spliced from 2 exons. Gene Ontology annotation, biological process: double-strand break repair via homologous recombination; telomere maintenance.
AGAUUCUGGUUCAUUUUUAAUUUAUGCAAAUUCUGCAUAUUUACGAUUUUGGCGAUGGGCUGGGAAGAUGUGGUACGUGUUUUCAAGCGGCUGAAUAAUGUUUUCGAAAAGUAUGAAAAGUUGCCCUCGUUUAUUUUGAAACCAAAACAAGUUCAAUGUUUCGAGUAUUUAGGAGAAGGACACCACGUUAUAGCUGUUUUGCCUACUGGGUUUGGUAAAUCGUUAAUUUAUCAACUUUUACCCGACUUUGUUCCAGAACGAAAGGCAGGCAAUAUUGUACUUGUUGUCUCUCCUUUAACAUCAAUUAUUCAAGAUCAGUUAGUAAAUUUAAGUAAAGUAGGCAUUGAAUGUGGUUUCUUACAACUCGAAGACCAAGCUAAUAGCCAGAGAUACGAACCCUUGUUUGAGGAAGAUUUGAAUGAUGCAUCAAAUUCUGUUUUUAAAAUUUCAAAAAGCAUUGUUGCAGGCAAAUGUAAAAUUUUAUUUGCACAUCCAGAGUCACUGUUAUCAGAUCAGGGAAGGAAGAUAUUAUGAUCAAAAAUUAAUGAGGAAAAUGUUGUGGCUUGUGUGAUAGACGAGGCGCAUUGUGUGGAAUUAUGGCGUAGAUGGCAACAUCUUCUGCAACGAGAGAUUAACAAGAAGAGCACCUGCAACACUUCACUUCUCCCUCGAGCCAUAUUUAUGAAUGCAUUACCUAGCUGGCUAGCAACAACACCGACUACUUUUUAACAAAAAAUAUCGUAUAUUUGAAAGAAAUUCUUACUUUAGCUAAGACAUCUUUAAAAAAAGGUGGAGGAAAUGAGAUUAAAAAGGAAAAAUAAUGCUUUUUAAGGAUUUAAAACCACCAACAACAACGACGCCACAUCUUCCGGUGCCAUAUUUGUUUAUGUAUCACUUUUAGGAUUUUUGCUGACGCCAGCUAAAAGCGUUGCAUAAUUAGGGUAACGCCG